Molecule: messenger RNA, 504 nt
Organism: Loa loa (African eye worm)
Lineage: Eukaryota; Metazoa; Nematoda; Chromadorea; Rhabditida; Onchocercidae
Exons: 1
Coding region: 1-504 (167 amino acids)
Source: RefSeq, a predicted model, not a curated record
AUGGAGAAUGGUUAUAAUGCUGAGUCUGCUUCUUCUUCUUCUUCUUCUUCUUACUCUUACCCAUACGUGAAUUGUUGUUCCUCAUAUGAUACUUAUGGUACUUAUCCUUUCGCUGGAUUUUAUGGUACCUAUGAAUCGGGCAAAUACUAUCAACAAUUACCGAAUACCAGCAAUCAGUACCAUCAUAACCAAACUCAGACAUACUACCCACAUUAUCGUACACCAAUUGCAUCUACCUCUGAUUAUGCCCAUCUAUUUCUAAAUGGUACCAUUCCGAAUAAUUGCUCUUCUACAACGACUAUUGCUACCACUAUAAACUGUACUAGUAGUAAUGGUUAUGGUAGAGGGAACCGGAUCGGUCUUCAAAGACCCAAAUACGCAUGGAUGUUGGAACGUGAAAAGGAUCCUCAGCAAUCACGCCAUUUCCAGCAAACCGUUAGAUCAACAACUGAUACUGUAAUCACAUCACAAACAGGUAACAUGUAUGCAAUUUUGAACUUGUAA